AUGGAGCCUCGCACCGUCAUUCCCAUCGACAAGCACUGGCACUUCAGACAGGCCGACAAGGACGACGGCACGUUUCUGCCCGUCUCGCAGUUCCCAACAAAUAUCCACCUCGACCUCAAGCACCACGGUAUCAUUGCAGACCCCUUUAUUGGUAAGAAUGAGGCCGAUGUGCAGUGGGUAGGCGAGGCCAAAUGGACCUAUGAGACGGCCUUUGAGACGCCGUCGUUGCCGUCCAAGGCCAGGGCUGUGCUCGCCUUUGAUGGCCUCGAUACCUUUGCUACUGUCUCACUCAAUGGAAAGGUUAUCCUGGAGUCGGAGAACAUGUUUAUCCCAGAGCGUGUGGAUGUUACUGAUGUCUUGCAAAAGAACAAUGCCAACGUGCUCAGCAUUACGUUUGACAGCGCUUACCUUCGCGGCUGGGAGCUGGUGGACAAGGAGCCCGAGCAUGAGUGGAAGCUCUGGAACGGAGAGCCCUCUCGCCUGGCCGUUAGAAAGGCACAGUACCACUAUGGUUGGGAUUGGGGCCCUGAGCUCAACACUUGCGGUCCUUGGCGACCCAUCAACCUGGAAGUGUACGAGGCCCGCAUUACGGAUCUGUACACCACCAUCAAGGUCGACGACUCUCUAAAGAACGCCACUGUUAUAGUCAACACCGAGUCUGAUGGCGAUGCCUCUCAUGUCCGCUUUGAGGUCGCGCUCGACGGUAAGAUGGUCGCCAGCGAGACUGUCGAUGCGGGCUCUACGGCGUCCGUCACAUUUCACAUCGCCAACCCCGAGCUUUGGUACCCCAUCCGCUACGGAAAGCAGCCCCUAUACACGAUUAGAGCAAGCCUCAUCCAUAACGACAUUGAAGUCGACUCCAUGUCCAAGAGAAUUGGUCUACGCAAGGCCCAGCUCAUCCAGCGUGAGCUCAAGGACCAGCCAGGAACCAGCUUCUUCUUCGAAAUCAACAACAUCCCCAUCUUCUGCGGAGGAAGCAACUGGAUUCCUGCCGACAACUUUGUCCCGCAAAUUUCCAAGGAGAGAUACAGAGACUGGGUCAAGCUCGUGGCCGACGGCAACCAGUUCAUGAUCCGAGUCUGGGCUGGCGGUCUGUACGAAGAGCAAGUCUUUUACGAUGCCUGUGACGAGAUGGGUAUUCUUGUGUGGCACGACUUUAUGUUUGGCUGCGGAAACUACCCUACCACCCCCAAGUUGCUUAAGUCCAUUGAUCGCGAGGCACGCGUCAAUGUCAAGAUGCUUCGCCACCAUCCUUCCAUUGUUAUUUGGGCCGGCAACAACGAGGACUACCAGGUCGCUGAGCAGGAGCACCUCCAGUAUGAUCCCAAGGAUAACGAUCCCCAGAACUGGCUCAAGUCCAACUUCCCCGCACGCUACAUUUAUGAGAAGAUUCUGCCAGAUGUCUGCCGCGAUCUGAUCCCCGACGUCCACUACCACCCCGGCAGCCCAUGGGGUGGCAAGGACACAACCGACCCAACAGUUGGCGAUAUUCACCAGUGGAACGUCUGGCACGGGUCUCAAGAAAAGUACCAAAAUUUUGACAAGCUCGUCGGCCGCUUUGUCUCCGAGUUCGGCAUGGAGGCCUUCCCCUCUGUCAAGACUAUUGACGCCUACCUGCCCAAGGGCAAAGACGACCCAGAUCGCUACCCCCAGUCAUCUACCGUCGACUUCCACAACAAGGCGGCUGGCCAUGAGCGCCGUCUUGCCCUCUACCUGGCCGAGAACAUCCGCUAUGCCCCCGAUCCUCUAGAACACUACGUCUACUGCACACAGCUCAUGCAGGCCGAGUGCCUUGCCUCCGCGUACCGUCUAUGGAAGCGUCAGUGGAAGGGCCCUGGCCGUGAAUACUGCGCCGGUGCCCUUGUCUGGCAAAUCAACGACUGCUGGCCUGUCACAUCGUGGUCGAUUUGCGACUACUACCUGCGCCCCAAGCACGCCUACUUUACUGUUAAGCGCGAAAUGGCGCCCAUUUCCAUCGGCAUCACUCGCCGCGAACACAAGACUCCUCUGCGCAAGCACACGGCAGCGUACAUUGACACCAAGAUUAUGAUUGAAGUCUGGGGAUCUAACCUCAUGCUCGAAGACCUCGAGGCCGACUGUGUCAUGAAGGCAUGGGAUGUCGUUACCGGUGAGGAGACAUACUCCAAGACUGUCGAGGCCGGCUUCUGCUUCCCCUCCAACCGCUCUACCGAGGUAGUCAGCAUGGAGGUGCCUGUGCCCAAGCCUGGCGCUGAAAGCAGCACUGUGGUGGCAGCGUACCUUGUCAAGGAUGGCAAGCAGCUUGCGCGAUAUGUCAACUGGCCAGAGCCUCUCAAGUAUGUGCACUUGCAGAAGCCCAAGCAGCUCAAGGCGGAGCUGAGUGCCGAUGGUUGCACUGUGAAUGUGAGCGCCGAGGUUCCUGUCAAGGGUGUUUCGCUGGAGUGCGAGGAGGACGAGGUGAAAUUCGAAGACAACUUGAUUGAUAUUGUCCCUGGCGAGGUUGUCAGCGUCAAGGUGAAUGGAGCCAAGAAAGACACUACCGUUACCAUGCAGUACUUGGGCAUGCUUGCUUAA
This is a messenger RNA of [Torrubiella] hemipterigena, 2553 nucleotides long. Lineage: Eukaryota; Fungi; Ascomycota; Sordariomycetes; Hypocreales; Clavicipitaceae. The record is from the annotation of a GenBank genome assembly.